AUGCACCGGAAGCGGCGACGAAUUGUGCUUAUUGUUGACAACUGUCCAGCCCAUCCUGAUGUAGACAAUCUGAAGGCCAUCAGACCUGUGUUUUUGCCUCCGAACACAACAUCCAAGACUCAGCCGAUGGACCAAGGCGUCAUCAACAACUUAAAGGUCCACUACAGAAAGCAGCUGAUGACCAAGUUCAUCAAGGCCAUUGACAAGGAGGAGUCUGUAAGCAUAACAGUCCUUGAUGCCAUGCAACAUCUACGACAGGCUUGGGACUGCGUCCAACCCCAGACAAUCAACAAGUGCUACUUGCAUGCAGGCUUCAAGAUCUCAGACCAGACCAACACCCAAGACGAUGAUGACAGCGACCCUGAGGAUGAUGUGCCCCUUGCCACCCCAGUUGUCAACAACAUCACUCUCGCGCAGUAUGCCAGUAUGGAUGAUGACUUAGUAACCAGCUGCCCUGCCAGUGAGCAAGACAUCGUCCAGAACAUUAUUGAUUCCAGGACCAGGACCCAGCUUCUCAGUGACGACGAAGAUGAAGACGAAGUGCCCCCUCCUCUACCACCUACUCUUGAUGCCACAACAGCAGCCCUAGAAAUCGUCGGGCGUUAUGUGAUAUCACAAGACGAUGGAGACAGUGUAAUGACAGGAUACAACAUGGUGGCCAACUUUGUAACAGAGAAGGAAAUGAAGAAAUGUUUCACAAAGAGACAAUCCCUCAUGACAUCUUUUGUGGAGUAA
This is a messenger RNA of Haliotis rubra (blacklip abalone), 735 nucleotides long. RefSeq names its product tigger transposable element-derived protein 4-like. The record is from RefSeq and is a predicted model, not a curated record. The transcript has a single exon. Gene Ontology annotation, cellular component: nucleus. NCBI's taxonomy places the organism in Eukaryota, Metazoa, Mollusca, Gastropoda, Lepetellida, Haliotidae. The coding region runs from base 1 to 735 and encodes 244 amino acids. Gene Ontology annotation, molecular function: DNA binding.